AUGAAGACCACUCUUUUUACCCUCCUCCUCGCCCCGCUGGCUAUCCAAGCUGCCGAGAUAGCCCGCGUGCUCCCCAACAAGCCCGCCGACCAGCUCGCCGCCGCCGGUCUGAAACCAUCCGACGCCCACGCGCCCCAGGCCGAGAUUGCCGAGGGUGCGACUAAUGGCGGCAAGACACUUGACAGCGCCGCCAUCUAUUGCCCGGGCGACUAUCCAUACUUCGUGGUCGUCCCCGCGGAGCGGCCCAGAGAGUGCGGUGGGUCUUCGGGGGCCGAUUCUCCCCCACACCGAAUCAACGUCCAUUCCUGGGGUCCCGGGGAGCCCGAAGCUACCGGCACGGUGGUUAUGAGACGCCGAUCACCGAUGACACCCCGCGUCACGGGCCGCGUGGCUCAGUACAACAACACCCCCGCAACCCUAGUCGAAGCUGUCGUCCACAACGAGGGCUGCGACCUGCACUACUGGCGACAGGGCCAAGGCCCGACGCUCAUCAUCUUCGUCCCCGGUGGGGGCGGCAAUGGCGACCAGUACUUCCCUCUCAUGGCCCUGCUGACCGAACACGGCGGUUUCACGACCGCAACAUUCGACCGCCGACAAACCUCAGCCAGCCAACUGGUGCCUGCAGGCACCAAACAAAAGCGACUGAGCCCACCCCAGCAGGCACGCGAUGUACGUGCCGUGAUCCAGGUCCUGGGCUUCGAGCGGGCCGUCGUCUUUGGCAACAGCAGCGGCGCCAUCUUUGCGCUUCAGUUCGCGCACGACUUCCCGGACCUGGUCGACCGGGUCAUCGCGCACGAAGCACCCCUGACGGCACUCCUGCCCGAUGCCUCCAAGAUUACGGAGUGGUUCCUGCAACUUUAUGAGCGGUACGAGACGGAGGGCAUGAUGCCGGCGGCUAUGCAGUUCGCGUCGGAGUUGCUUGGGUAUGACGACGAGGGCAUGCCGCCGCCCAAGCCUCCCGUGCCGGGGAACCUGCGGAACUUUUGGGAGAACGAGUUUCUGGUGCUGCUGGGUUACGUACCCAACCUGUUUCGGAUCAAAGAGAAUGGGACUAGUGUUGGCGUCAUGCGGGGGGAGCGGUCUCGUGAUGCAUUUUAUGCGCGUACGACGGAUGAGAUGGCCAGAACCCUGGAUUGUCCUCACUUUAUGGUGCCGGGCCAUCAUCAGGGGUAUGAACCCGAGGCGGACAAGUUUUUGCCCAGGUUUUUGGAGAUGUUGGAUGUGUUGGAGGAGAAGAAGAAGGCGGGUGGGAGGUGA
This is a messenger RNA of Dichotomopilus funicola, 1257 nucleotides long. RefSeq names its product Alpha/Beta hydrolase protein. Gene Ontology annotation, biological process: glycerolipid catabolic process. Bases 1 to 1257 code for a protein of 418 amino acids. NCBI's taxonomy places the organism in Eukaryota, Fungi, Ascomycota, Sordariomycetes, Sordariales, Chaetomiaceae. The record is from RefSeq and is a predicted model, not a curated record. The transcript has 3 exons. Gene Ontology annotation, molecular function: triacylglycerol lipase activity.